AAUGAGUUCAGAAACACAUGUAUAAUGGCUGACACAGGCAGUUUAUCAGUCUUCAUUUAAUCAUUCUUCAUCCUGUUUUGUUGUUUAAAGAAAGCACUGCUUUUUCACUCUUUGGCAUUGAAAGCAACGUCAAUUAAAGCGACAUACGCCUGUCAAUCGUCUAAGAGUUUAUCUAUCUGCACAACUGUUACUUGGAAACACAGUGGGGGCAGAACAGUGAAAAAGCAUAGAUCUACACAACAAGCAGUGAAUGUUUACAUCGAGGAUCUACUAUAUUAACUAAAGAUGUCUCAAGAAGCUGGAAAGGCUCCGUCAAUUCGCUCCAGCAAGACACACCUGUCAAAUUCAAGUAAGUCGUCUGCAAGCAUGGCUGCUGUAAAUGCAAGGGCGAAAGCUGAAGCAGCUCGCACUAGAGCUGAAUUUGCUAAAAAGGAAAUUGCAAUGAAAGUUAAGAAAGCAGAACUGGAAGCCACAUUACUGGUUCUUCAACACCAGUGUGAUGCAGAGGCAGCUCAUGCUGAGGCAAACGUUUAUGAGGCAGCUGCUAAUGAAGAAGAACAUAUGUCUCGACCAGAGCAGCAAAAUGAUGAUUCUUUAGAACGUACUGGCAAUUAUGUGAAAGACCAACUUGUCUUAAAAGGUAGUCUAACUCCAUUUGAUAUUGUAGAGUACAAUGAAGUACCUGCAGCCACGACAUUUUGUCAACCCAAACAAGAACCUGACUAUUCCAUAGACACUCUGAAAGACUAUGUUCUUCCAUCAAACAUUUCAAUCAAUCAUGAAGCUGUUCCUCAACUGUCCCGGUGUAAUCCUGUACUUAAAACGUCACCAAGCUUCAAACAUGAUGUUCAAUCAAAAGACCAAGUUAACAUGUCUGAACUAACGAGGUUCCUGGCUAGAAGCGAGCUACUCACUGGAGGACUAAGGAAGUUUAGUGACAAACCAGGAGACUACUGGUCUUGGAAAUCCUCUUUCGAGAAUGCAAUCCGUAACUUACAUUUGUCUGCCAGUGAAGAACUGGACUUAUUGAUCAAAUGGCUUGGCCCAGAGUCCAUGAAGUAUGCAGAGCGUCUGCAAGCAGUGCAUGUCCAUAAUCCUGAUCAAGGGUUGCUUAAAGUUUGGGACAGACUGCAAGAAUGUUAUGGUUCUCCAGAAGCCUUAGAAAGAGCACUGUUAGAUCGGAUGCUACAGUUUCCUAAGAUCUCUAACAAAGAUCCACAUCUCUUGAGAGAACUUGCAGACCUUCUCCUAGAGAUCGACUCAGCUAAGAGUGAGGGUUACAUACCAGGUCUACUCUACCUCGACACAGCAAGGGGAAUUCACCCUGUAGUUGAUAAAUUGCCCUUUGGAAUACAAGAAAAGUGGAUGAACCAUGGGACUAAAUACAAAGAAAAACAUUCUGUGUCAUUUCCACCAUUUUGUGUAUUUGCCAACUUUGUUUCCAGUGAAGCAAAAAUGCGCAAUGAUCCCAGCUUUAGACAUCCAGUCCAGCAACCAACAGUACCUACGAAAAUGUUUAAAUAUCAGGAAAGACACACCAGGAAAGAACCCAUCUCAGUAAGUCGGACAGAAGUUGUAAACUCUCGACUAAAACCUGUAGCUGAGACAAAGAUUGUGGAUGUAGAUAAAGAAUGUCCCAUCCACAGAAAACCUCAUGCACUGAAAAGAUGUAGAGCAUUCAGAGAAAUGCCCUUUGAGGAACGAAAGAUCUACCUUAAAAAGAACUCAAUAUGCUUCAGAUGUUGUGCCUCUACCAAUCACCAGGCAAAGAAUUGUAGUACAGAGAUAAGUUGUGCAGAAUGCGGCAUCAACAGUCAUGUUUCAGCCCUUCAUCCUGGUCCAGCAGUUUGGGCAACAACACCACCACCAGCUGUGAGGCAGCCAGUGGACGUUCACGGCGGGGAGCAAGACCAAGCAUCACCUACUGCUACCUCUACCUGUACCCAAGUGUGUGGAAGUGAAAUUCAAAGUCAUUCUUGUGCUAAAAUCUGUCCAGUGUUCAUCUAUCCAAAGGGGUUUCCUGAGAAGAAAUUGAAAACAUAUGCGAUCUUGGAUGACCAAAGUAACAGGUCCCUUGCUAGAUCUUCAGUCUUUGAUACCUUCAGUAUUACAAGGAGAUCUUAUCCUUACAUGCUAAAGACUUGUGCAGGAACGGAAGAAGUAAUGGGGAGAAGAGCUCACAACUUUGUUGUGGAAUCAGUGGAUUGCCAGUCACAUCUGUUGCUAGAGACACUUAUCGAGUGUGAUAUGCUUCCAGACAAUCGGAAUGAAAUUCCAACACCUGAAGCUGCUCAACACCACUCCCACCUCCGGGACAUAGCUGCAGAAAUUCCCAAGCUGGAUCCAGAUGCUAGCAUCUCGCUUCUCAUAGGGAGAGAUGUUGUCCAAGCACACAAGGUUACUGACCAACGUAAUGGACCUCUAAAUGCCCCAUUCGCUCAGAAGCUGGCCCUUGGAUGGGUCAUAGUUGGAGAUGUUUGCCUCGGAGGGGCACACAAACCUGACUAUGCAAGUGUUUUCAAAACCAGUUUCCUGGAUAAUGGUCGGCCCAGUCACUUUCUACCGUGUAAGAAUGCAAUUCAGGUGGCAGAAGGCUUUGAUUACCCAGUUCCUCAAAAGGUCAGUUUCUGCACAUCUACAAAGACAAAAUGGUCAGACAUCACAGAGAUUGGAGAAACAAUCUUUCAACAAACAAGCUCAGAUGAGAAACCUGGCUUCUCACAAGAAGAAAGAGCCUUUCUUCAGAUAAUGAACAAGGCAGUCUUUCAAGAUAGUUCAAAUAGUUGGGUCGCUCCACUACCCUUUCGUUUCCCUAGGCCAUGCCUUCCCAAUAAUAGGCAGCAGGCUAGACAGCGCCUUACCUCUGUUCACCGUACUCUGAAUAAACGCCCUACAAUGAAAGAACACUUCCUACAAUUUAUGCAAACCAUACUCGAUAGUGGCCAUGCAGAAUUGGCACCCCCUCUCAAAGAACAGGAGGAGUGCUGGUAUCUCCCUUUCUUUGGAGUUUAUCACCCUCGCAAGUUAGACCAGAUUCGGAUUGUGUUCGACUCCAGCGCACGUCAUAAUGGGUUGUCACUCAAUGACGUUCUUCUUACAGGCCCUAAUCUCAACAAUAGUCUCUUAGGUGUUCUAAUGCGCGUCUCAGAGAAGAACGAGUAG
This is a messenger RNA of Gambusia affinis (western mosquitofish), 3162 nucleotides long. RefSeq lists its product as uncharacterized. The record is from RefSeq and is a predicted model, not a curated record. Bases 286 to 3162 code for a protein of 958 amino acids. The transcript is spliced from 2 exons. Lineage: Eukaryota; Metazoa; Chordata; Actinopteri; Cyprinodontiformes; Poeciliidae.